Molecule: messenger RNA, 1052 nt
Organism: Larimichthys crocea (large yellow croaker)
Lineage: Eukaryota; Metazoa; Chordata; Actinopteri; Sciaenidae
Product: odorant receptor 131-2-like
Exons: 1
Coding region: 1-921 (306 amino acids)
Biological process (GO): detection of chemical stimulus involved in sensory perception of smell; G protein-coupled receptor signaling pathway
Cellular component (GO): membrane
Molecular function (GO): G protein-coupled receptor activity; olfactory receptor activity; odorant binding
Source: RefSeq, a predicted model, not a curated record
AUGGCUGACAACAACUCAUUGGUUGGUGGUGAGGUCUCACUGCAGUUAAUUGAUAAGAUCAUUAUUGUGCAGAUUCUGGUGAUGAUCUUUCUUUGCAUCAACUCUUUGCUCAUCAUAACUUUUUUCAGAAAGGAGUGCUUCUACACAACCGCACGCUACAUCUUAUUUGCUGUUACACUUCUGUCUGAUAGUUUGAUAUUAUUCAUGUCUAAUAUCCUGGUCAUCUUGAACCAUUUUGGAUUUACCAUGCAAGUUUGGAUGUGUGUCAUUACCUCUGCUGUAGUACUUCUUUAUAUGAGAGUCACACCAGUAACUCUGACAGUAAUGACCCUGGAGCGAUAUGUGGCCAUCUGCAUGCCCCUGCGUCAUGCAGAGCUGUGCUCCACACGCAGCACUAUGCAUUGCAUCCUCAUCAUUCACGGCCUCAGCUCUGUACCCUGCAUUGUUGUUCUCUCCACCUUCUUUGCAUCAGCCUCUUUUAGUUUGUACGAACAGCACAGGUUAUGCACUGUGGAGAUGUUAAUAUUGUACAGAUGGCAGAGUCAUGUUAGGUCAGCUGUACAUGAGUUUUACUUCUUGAUUAUGGCUAUCAUCAUUGUAUUCGCCUAUGUUAAAAUCAUGAAAGUGGCCAAAGCUGCAUCAGGAGAGGAUAAAAAGUUGUCAUGGAAAGGGCUCAGAACAGUAAUUCUUCAUGGUUUCCAGCUGCUGCUCUGUCUCAUCCAGCUGUGGUGUCCAUUCAUAGAAACUGCUGUUAUACAAAAUAAUGUUACGUUAUUCAUUAAUGUCAGGUACUCUAACUACAUAUUGUUUGGUCUUGCUCCAAGAUGUCUGAGUCCUCUUAUUUAUGGCCUCAGGGAUGAAACCUUUUUUCAUGCAUUGAAAAAUUAUGUCUUCUUUGGCUUGUAUAAAAGAAAUAUUUGACACAGGACUAGAUUAAUAAUUUUUGAACAGAACAAUUGCACAAUGCACCAAUUCAAACAAAAAUUCACAUGAACAUGAUCAUUUUAAGAAUGUUUUAUUUCCAAAUACUUAUAAGCCUGCCUGUAACUGCG